Molecule: messenger RNA, 1956 nt
Organism: Penaeus monodon (black tiger shrimp)
Lineage: Eukaryota; Metazoa; Arthropoda; Malacostraca; Decapoda; Penaeidae
Product: venom protease-like
Exons: 10
Coding region: 16-1176 (386 amino acids)
Biological process (GO): proteolysis
Molecular function (GO): serine-type endopeptidase activity
Source: RefSeq, a predicted model, not a curated record
GUACCCGACUCUUUGAUGAUUAAGAACCUGUGCGCAUUGCACGUACGUACAUCCCAUCCCUGGCGGCAGUGGGUUAACCUUGGGAUCCCGGGCGCGCAGCUCAUCCACCACAUACACUUCCAGUCCUCCCUCGUUGGCAAAAUUUACCGGCUAACAAUGUUGUGGUUGGGAACAAUUUUGUUAUUUGUUUACACAGCAGACGGUCAAGGUGGCUCUCGCUGUGUCUCACUUGGUGAUUCGAACGGUAGCUGUGGCUCCCAGGAUGAGUGUUCUUCUUACCUGAGCCUCGUUAAACAGAAGAAUGAACCUUCUGUAAAGCCACUCUUCAAUACGACAUUAGGAGAUGAGCUGUUGAACUACGUUUCGAGAUGCUGCGAAUCAGCCUCUUCGAAGCCUAUCAUUCCUACCGAGGAAGAGUGCGGUUUCUCGGAGGCUCCGGGUCCUGCAAACGAUCUUCAGAGGCGUGGCGCAUGGCCGUGGCUUGCUACCAUCGGACUACGUGACAAGGGCAUAUUUCGAGCACUGUGUGGGGGAUCCCUUAUCACACGUCGCCAUGUUCUCACCGUAGCUCACUGCGUAAAAGCUUCCAAUAACACCUUUUUCGUUCGUCUUGGGGACUAUCACCUGACUAGCACUGACGAUGCAGACCACAUAGAACUGGUCGCUUUGAAUCACACGGAUCCUGGAUAUAAUGAAAUCAGCAGAAGAGACGAUAUUUCGAUUAUUACUCUGGAGAGAGACGUUGUAUUCAGUGACUAUAUUCGACCAGUGUGUCUUCCAUUCAACUACCGAGCCGACGAUUUCGUAAAUAAGCGUCUAGCCGUCGUUGGUUAUGGCUCUGCCGUCUUUGGUGAUAAACCCUCGGAAUUACCAAUUGCUGCAGUGCUGAAAGUGUCAAGUUUAGGCACCUGUCAAAGAAGUUACAGUCAGUUACAGCUGGGAAUGAGAAUCACCCUAACUGACUCGCAGAUGCGUGCAGGUGGUGGCAAUGGGGACUCCUGUACUGGUGACAGCGGCGGGCCUCUGAACUACUAUGAUAUCAACACCCGCCGGUUUUAUAUUGCUGGCAUAGUGUCGUUCGGCUUUGGAUGCGGCCUUCCGGAUUUUCCUGGAGUCUACACGCGUGUGGGAGCUUAUCUGCACUGGAUAGAGAACACAUUAAAUGUCAGCACUUAGAUAAAACCGACACAGCUAUUCAAAAUGUUUGCUCCCAAAGAGGGCUGUACUUGGUAGGCAAAGCAAAGAUAACUUACCAAGAAAGGGCCUAGCUUCCCCAAAGCUACACAGGCUUGGCUUUGGGGAUUGGAAGACAAAAGUUGGUAUGGAACUAGGACCAGUUCUCCCCCCUAAUUCAGCUACCUACACGAAAUCCUCAAAGUACCUGUUUCCAUGCAUGACCGUGAAAUAGAAAUGCAGUUUUAAUUAUGGAGAAGCUAUAAACCGGCAUGAAAGACAUUUGUACACCAGGAUAGCUAGCACUGUCAGCUAAUAGUGCGAGGGUAAAAAACAGUUAUUACUCGUAGUGAUAUUUUAUACAUGUAGAGACUUAUCCGCUUAGUUAUUGCUGCCCCUGUAAUAUUAUGCCCAUUUUAAAGGGCAACAAAAUUAUUUCAUCAUAUGCUUAAUUAAUGUAUAUCCAUGCUAUUAUUAUAUAAUGUGCAUUUAUUAAAUAUUAUUAUGACACGUUCAUAUCGUUUUCAAAUUUUGUGUACCAUUAGUAUUUCUACUGUAUACCUAAUUAUAAUUAUUAUUUUUGUAAUUAUAUUACGGUUCGCAUGUCAUAAUUAUAACAGAAAAGUUGACCUUGCAAAGCCUAUAUAUUCUUUUCUAUAAGGCAAAUCUGAUUGUCUUUCAGCAUUUGAAACUUCAUGGAUCCACUUAAGUUGUAGAAAUGAAGUUUGGCAAAAAUUCCUCCGGUAUUGGACCUUUAGAUUAAUAAAAGGUGAAGCCGUUCAA